GCUUGAAAUGAACUUUCACACACACACACCUGAGGAGGAACGUGAUUCACUUCAAGUCACAGCGCGGAGGCACAACCUGUGCAAACGUAUUGAAACUGGAGAUGAAUAAAUUCAAGGCAUUCGUUGUGAAGAAAAAACGGAGAGAAAGCACGCAGCCUUUAAUAGAGAAUAACAACGUCAUACAAGAUGGAUUUAAACAGGCACCAUGUACCGAGUAUGAAAACCAUUUGGUUCAGAAUACCUUGAACAUCCACAAAGAACAACGCCUGCAGAGUGAGGAACAGAUCACACCUGAGAAACUCGCUGGACUUCUUCAGGUGCCGCUUGAGGAUGGAUCUUGUUGCUCAACACACCGUCAGCUCAAUGCAGAGCAGCAGCAUCUCUGCCUCGUACAAAGAUCUGUGGACCAACACUUCCCAAAGCUGCCUCCAGAUGUGGACCAGAACCUCCAUCAGUACCUGGAGAACGUGCAGAAGAUGGUUAUUACCGAGUUUGUGAGGCUCGGCCCCCCUUUGACACGUAUGGGGCUGAUGGGAAGUCUGAUUGAUUGCUACCAUCGUGAGACAUUUACUCGCCUCGAUGAUCUGCUGCAGAACGUCCGAUCCUCCAAGAACUCCUUUGGGUUGAUGAAAUGGGUCCUACAUACGUAUCUGAGCCCGGAGAUGCUCUGUCAUCCUGAACUUCAAGAAUUGGAUCCCAUUAAAAAGGUCGACCUCCUGCUGUUCACCGACUUGGUGGGACAAGCAAAGGACAAACUGCUUGAAAAUGUGGAGAACGAGGUCAAAGUGUUCCUGGAGAAAAUCCUGCAGAAUGAGAGAGACAAAGAAACGGUCAAAGAUGACCUGUAUGUGGACACUAUCCAGUGCAUUGAUGCCAUGAUCGAGGCGGGGCGACAAAUCAGCCAAAAACUGUCUGGCCGCGUGCAGGAUGUCUGUUUCCAAGAGCUGCUGAAUUUUCUGACACAGUACACCAAUGAGCAGACUGAGAUUUUUGAAAAAAAAGCAAAAGUGGACAAACCAGAAAUCAAAGAUGUCCUCAAGAUUUUGAAGAACUGCAAAAAAAUCAAGCAGUACAUCCAGACAAAGGAGAUCAAAACAUCCCUUCUCAAAGAAACCCUGGCUGUACUUGACAACAUGGAGACUUUUACUCUGAAAGUCCUGAAGGAAAUCACAGCUGACAUGACAGAGGUAGCUAUUCAACUUAAUCAUUAA
Trematomus bernacchii (emerald rockcod) is the source of this 1211-nucleotide messenger RNA. Its product is annotated as exocyst complex component 3-like. Gene Ontology annotation, cellular component: exocyst. Bases 102 to 1211 code for a protein of 369 amino acids. Gene Ontology annotation, molecular function: SNARE binding. The record is from RefSeq and is a predicted model, not a curated record. Lineage: Eukaryota; Metazoa; Chordata; Actinopteri; Perciformes; Nototheniidae. The transcript has 7 exons. Gene Ontology annotation, biological process: exocytosis; exocyst localization.